Molecule: messenger RNA, 476 nt
Organism: Aspergillus fijiensis CBS 313.89
Lineage: Eukaryota; Fungi; Ascomycota; Eurotiomycetes; Eurotiales; Aspergillaceae
Exons: 4
Coding region: 154-393 (79 amino acids)
Biological process (GO): mitochondrial respiratory chain complex IV assembly
Cellular component (GO): mitochondrial intermembrane space
Source: RefSeq, a predicted model, not a curated record
CGGAGUAGACAAGAACGUUGACCUUUUUCCCGGUCAGGUUGGGGGUUGUCGUCGCCAUGGCGGAGGAACGGUUCAGCCGUGCAACUUUCGGGUCUCGGAAGUUUCUCUUCGCAACUGCAACUCUCCGGUCGAAGGACAGCUACAGAACAAACAAUGACGAACAAGGAAGAGAGACAGAAUCCCCCGGUUGAGAACGCGGCAGAGGACGACGAUGAGCCAGACGAGUGGGAGAAGCGGAUCAACAGAACCGGCUGUGCGGACGAGCAGAUGACCUUGAACGAUUGCGUCUAUCAGAAGAAGGACUGGCGCAGUUGCCAGAAGGAGAUGGAAGCCUUCCGCGAAUGCUGGAAACAGCAGGGCAACGACCAGCGCACGCAGACGCAGGAUGCUUAGAGCUAGGGAUGGCUUGGCCGACGACGAUUCCCGCAGUGUAUUCUAAAGUCUUCCAAUUAAAGUGAUCUAUAGCCAAAUCGCAA